AUGGCGGUCCUUGUAGAGACCACCUUAGGGGACAUUGUGAUUGAUCUGUAUGUAAAGGAACGUCCGAAAUGUUCACUCAACUUUCUGAAACUGUGUAAAAUGAAGUAUUACAAUCUCUGCCAGUUUCACACGAUUGAGCAAAACUAUGUUGCACAGACUGGUGAUCCAACGGGAACUGGGCGUGGAGGCGAAUCCAUAUUUCAAACUCUGUACGGUGAACAAGCUCGCUACUUCGAAAAGGAAGACCUGCCGAAAAUGAAGCACACGCGAUUAGGUGUCGUUUCAUUUGUCAACAAUGGUAACAAUAUGCUCGGUAGCCAGUUUUUCAUCACUUUGGGAGAGGCGUUGGACUACCUAGAUGAUAAACAUACUAUAUUCGGACAAGUAACAGAAGGUAUAGAAACACUGGAAAAAUUAAACGAGCAGCUAUGUGAUGAAGACCACAGGCCAUACAAAGAUGUCAGAAUCGCGCAUACAAUUGUUCUUGACGAUCCCUUUGAGGACCCUAAGAGGAUAAGAUACCCAUCGAGAUCACCCUCACCAACUUUCGAGAUGCUCGUCAAGACAAACCAAAUUGCUUUGGACGAAGAUGUUGAUGACACUCAAGGAAAGACUGCCGAGGAACUAGCGGAAGAGAUUAAGAAACGCGAGAUGGCUGAGCAAGCCCAGAUCCUGGAAAUG
This is a messenger RNA of Cylicostephanus goldi, 681 nucleotides long. The record is from the annotation of a GenBank genome assembly. NCBI's taxonomy places the organism in Eukaryota, Metazoa, Nematoda, Chromadorea, Rhabditida, Strongylidae.